GUGAGUAUCAGAGAAUAUAGACAGACAUCAAGACUUUCCAUCGGGCGACAGAGAGCUUAUAUAUUUUUAAACGAUUCGGCGGCCAAUUACACUUAUUUGGCACUAAGAGGAGAAUUCGCGGCUAUAUGAUAGAAACACACAAACUGCUGGAUUGACUCGAGAAUCUUGAGUUUUCCCAAUUCUUCCAGCUGUCCAAGAGAAGACACCAUUCUCAGGGGACACAGCCUAAGUUGAGUAGGCCUAGGCACAGAACACUCAAGAGAGGGAAGUUCUUUAAUGCAAGGGUAGUGAAUAAGUGGAGCAGCUUGCCUGGAGAAGUUAUAUCCAGCGUCAAUACUUUAAAAAAUCAGUACGAUAGAAUGGAAGAACAGUGAGAAGAGGCACCUUAUGAACAAAGCUCCCUAGUCUCUUUACUAUCACCAGGUAAGCAAUCACCAGGUAAGCAAUCACCAGGUAAGCAAUCAACAGGUAAGCCAGCCGCCAACACCAACAGACUCACUGAUUGGAGCAAGGAAGAAAAGGAGCUGCCUGGUUACAGUGGAGCCCCAGCUGAUGGAAUUCAACUAAGUGUAAGUUAACGCUCCAUGCUGUUGAAAUAGGUAAGCUAGUGUAUGAAUCAUUUCUUUCCUCUGUGCAGCUGCGUCAGUGUCCCCGUGAGCCAUGGCGGGCUGCAACGUACGAGAGGCCAAGAAGACUGAUGCUGGAAACGUUUAUAAGCUGAUGCAGCAACACGCAGCCGAGCACAACACAGUUCUUCCAGCCCACUUGACGUUGGAGGCGUUGGAGGAGGGCGGUUGGGGUCCAUCAGCCGUGUUUCUGGCGUGCGUGGCAGAGCGUGAGGGAGGCACCGAGGGGGAGCUUCAAGGCUACGUCCUGGCCCACCGCACAUACUCAACAUGGGAGGGUCGCGCCAUGUGUAUAAGGGAGGUCUUUGUCAUCCCUGCGGCCCAUCAGUCAGGUGUGGCCAGACAGCUGUGCAGGAGGUUGCUUCAGGCUGCCUUGGACCUGGGUUGUGCUCGCUGUGAUGUGCUGCUGGACAAAGGGAACAAGGUGGGUGUGACCUUAUUCGAGAAGCUUGGGGCACAGAAUCUUACUGAGGCUGAGGAUUGGCAUUUCUUCUCCAUGGAUAAGAAGGCCAUGGAAAAGAUGGAGGCAGGUUCCAAGGCUCCAGAACCAGUUAGAGUGCGCCCAGCCAGCCCCAAAGACUUCCCGGGUAUAAGGACCAUGAUACAAGAGUUGGCAGACUAUGAGAAGAUGCCUGAAGGUCCCAAGAUUGAUGCCAACACAAUGCUCACAGACUCCUCACCACUCGGCCACUUCUUCGAGAGCUUUGUGGCGGAGAGCAACGAAAGCUUACUUGGCUACAUGCUGCUCUACCACACCUUCUCCUCCAAGGGCCGAGGGAUAUACAUGGAGGACCUGUACGUGAGGCCAGACCACCGCCACCAAGGCCUCGGAUCAGCCCUCAUGGCCCAGGCAGCUCAACGUGGCCUUACUCUAGGGGCCAGUUACCUCCAGUUCAGUGUCCUCGGCUGGAACACACCGAGCAUUGGCUUCUACCUCCUCAAGGGUGCCACCGACCUCACUGCCGGGCAAGGCAUUCAAGUGUACCGCUUUGUGGAGGCUGCCAUGAGGAAAUGUGUCGAGAAAUACUGCAUCAGUGUCCCCGUGAACCAUGGCAGGCUGCAGCCAUUGGAGGAGGGCGGUUGGGGUCCAUCAGCCGUGUUUCUGGCAUUUGUGACGGAGGGUGAGGGAGCCACCAAGGGGGAGCUUCAAGGCUUCAUCCUGGGCCACCGCAUGUACUCUCCAUGGGAGGGUCGUGCCAUGUAUAUCAGGGAGGUCUUUGUGAUCCCUGCGGCCCGUCAGUCAGGUGUGGCCGAGCAGCUGUGCAGGAGGUUGCUUCAGACUGCCUUGGACCUGGGUUGUGCUCACUGUGACCUGGUGCUGGACAAGGCAAACAAGGGAGGUGUGAGCCUGUUCAAGAAGCUUGGGGCCAAGAAUCUUACCGAGGCAGAGGAUUGGCAUUUCUUCUCCAUGGAUAAGAAAGCCAUGGAAAAUAUGCAGGCAGGUUCCAAAGGCAAAGAACCAAUUAGAGUGCACCCAGGUAGCCCCAAAGACUUCCCAGGUAUAACGACCAUGAUCCAAGAGCUGGCAGACUUUGAGAAGAUGCCUGAAUGUCCCAAGCUUAAUGCCAACACAAUGCUCACAGACUCCUCACCGCUCGGCCUCUUCUUCGAGAGCUUCGUGGCAGAGAGCAACGAAAGCUUACUUGGCUACAUGCUGCUCUACCACACCUUCUCCUCCAAGGGCCGAGGGAUAUACUUGGAGGACCUGUACGUGAGGCCGGACUACCGCCAGUAUGGCCUUGGAUCAGCCUUCAUGGCCCAGGUGGCUCAACGCGGCCUUACUCUAGGGGCCAGCUACCUCCAGUUUGUUGUCCUCGGCUGGAACACUUCAAGCAUUGACUUCUACCUUCGAAAGGGCGCCACCGACCUCACAGCCAGCCGGGGCAUUCACUUGUACCGCUUUGUGGAGGCUGCCAUGAGGAAAUGUGUCAAGAAAUAGUAGUAAAACAUUUAGUAAGAUUGAAGGGCAUUUAUAAGAAAGUUGGAAAGGUGUGUGGAGUGUGUGUUUACAGGUUUUGUAUGAGGAAAUGUGUUGAGAAAUAGUAAUGAAAGAUUUAAUAAGAGUGAAGAGCAUUAGGAGUCUGCAUGAGGGAAGGUGAGGUUAGGUUAGGUUGUUGCGUGUGAUUUAAGCUUUUGUAUGAGGAAAUGUGUUGAGUACUAAUAGUAAUGAGAGAUUUAAUAAGAGUGAAGAACAUAAGGAGUCUGCAAGAGGGAAAGUGAGGUUAGGUUAGGUUGUUGGAUGUGUUUAUAGGUCUUGUAUGAGGAAAUGUGUUGAGAAAUAGUAAUGAGAGAUUUAAAAAGAGCGAAGAACAUAAGGAGUCUGCAAGAAGGAAGGUAAGGUUAGGUUACGUUGUUGGAUGUGUAUUUUGUAUGGGGAAAUGUGUUAAGGAAUAGAAAAGAGAGAUUUAAUAAGAACAUAAGGAGUCUGCAAGAGGAAAGGUGAGGUUAGGUUAGGUUGUUGGGUGUGUUUAAAGCUUUUGUAUGAGGAAAUGUGUCAAGAAAUAGUAAUGAGGAGUCUGCAAGAGGGAAGGUUAGGUUAGGUUAAUUAGGUUGUUGGAUUUGAUGAUACCUUUUGUACGAGGAAAUGUGUUGCGAAAUUAUCAGAAAUAGUAAUUAGAGAUUUAAUAAGAGUGAAGAACAUUAGGAGUCUGCAAGAGGAAGGAGUGUUUUUAUAUAAAGUUUGAGAGGUGUUGAGUGUGCCUAUACCUUCUGUUAUCUUUACGUAAAUACAAAAAGGAUUUAUG
This is a messenger RNA of Eriocheir sinensis (Chinese mitten crab), 3370 nucleotides long. RefSeq lists its product as uncharacterized. NCBI's taxonomy places the organism in Eukaryota, Metazoa, Arthropoda, Malacostraca, Decapoda, Varunidae. The record is from RefSeq and is a predicted model, not a curated record. The transcript is spliced from 12 exons. Gene Ontology annotation, molecular function: N-acetyltransferase activity. The coding region runs from base 661 to 2565 and encodes 634 amino acids.